This is a messenger RNA of Trichoderma aggressivum f. europaeum, 2673 nucleotides long. RefSeq lists its product as uncharacterized. The record is from RefSeq and is a predicted model, not a curated record. NCBI's taxonomy places the organism in Eukaryota, Fungi, Ascomycota, Sordariomycetes, Hypocreales, Hypocreaceae. Gene Ontology annotation, molecular function: oxidoreductase activity. The transcript is spliced from 4 exons. The coding region runs from base 1 to 2673 and encodes 890 amino acids.
AUGGCUGCGGUUGACGUUGAAACAUUCACCACUGGCCAGAUCGGCCUAUGGAACGGAACACAGGACGGCAAGGAUGGCAUCGUCGACUACAAGAACGGGCAAGCAAACGCCGAGACGAAUCUCCUGUUUCCACGAGACGUGAACAUCACGGUCCAGGACAUGCGACAUCUGCGUCCUUCGCCGCAACUCAUGACGAAUGGAUAUCAGCUCAUCACAAGUCCAACGGCCGUAUCGCAGCAAGACUUUGAAACCGCCGAUUCAACGACCAAACACGUAAUCGAGAGCGACUAUUACGAGGAAGUAGGCAAAGUGGUUCGAGAGAUGACACAAUGCGGCCAUGUGUUCCCGUACAACUUCGAGACUCGAAACCAACAGGCCAAAGUGCAGGAUUACCUGAGAGACGCAAUAGACCAGCCAGGACCGCGCCCCGUCGCCCACGUCGACCGAGAUCUACCAAACGCCAUUGUAUCGCUGCAAUGCGCCCUGGGCAAGGAGAAAGCCGACGACCUCUUGAAGCGACAUAAACGGUGGGCGCAGGUCAAUCUCUGGAGGCCCAUCGGCCGCCCAGUCGUCAAGUGGCCGCUCGUCUUUGCGAACCACGAUGCGAUUCCAGACUGGGACUACGACACGCACAUGGCACGCGUCUACAGCGUCAACGAUCCCCGGAUUGCCGACCGAGGGGGCAAGAGUCACAACUGCAUCUUGAUCGACGACGAGCGAUACGCCUACCACUACGCGAGCAACGUUGCGCCGGAGGAGGCGCUGGUGUUUUUCUCGUUCCAUUCGGAUCCCAAGAUGGUGCUGCCGCAUGGAGCGUUUUGGGAUGACAAGACGCCGGAUGAUGCGCCGCCGAGGCGAUCUCUGGAGGCACCGCGUAUCGUCACCAGCAAAAGAAGAGCUUCAAAACCAACUUGCAACAGCUGCCUCUACCUCGACGAAUUGGCAAUGGCAGACGCAGAUGAAAAAGAGCGCCAGAAGCAGGAGAAGCUCGCCGCCGCGAGGAAGCGCGUCGAGCAAAUGAAGAAGAAGAAGAAGAAAGAUGCGUCCUCCACGAAAGCAGAGCCCAAAGGCGAAGCAGAGGCAUCCGCUGCCGACACUGUUGAGGAUAUCUCGGAGCAGCCCCAGCAGAGCCAGGCCGAUGACAACGCCAUCGCAGACGACAAGGCUGUCGAAGAUGACAAGGCUGUCGAAGAGCCCAAAGUCGAAGAAGAACCACGGCCUGAGGAAGAAUCCAAGGCCGAGGAAGAACCUUUGGAAAAAGCCGUCGACUCGCCCCCCUCUGACACACCAUCCCUCGCGCAACAAUCAAAGCUCAGGUCCACCUCUUUCCGCGCCGGCUCGAUCGUAGGUCUAGGUCCAGGACCAAUGUCGCCCGGGCCGUUCAGUCCCGAGGGCGACACGGCCCCUGAUAUCUAUAGAAAGCACGUGGCUAGGAUAGAAGAGCUGGAGAAGGAGAACAAGCGACUCGCAAAGGAUGCAACCGACUCGGAGAAGAGGUGGAAGAAGGCAGAGGAAGAAUUGGCUGAUUUGCGUGAGUCUGACGGCAAAGAAAGCAAAGAUGGUCAGACGGAGAAGCUGAAGGAGGAGAUUGCGUCUCUGCAGCGGCAAAACUCUCAACUACAGCAGCAAGUGUCUCGCACCUCUGGCCACGCACAUCGACAAUCAGUGUCAAUAAACUCUCCUCCUCCGUCACUCCAGGCUGAGCUGAAGGCCAAAUCAGACAUAAUUGAAAACAUGGAAAUCGAGAUAUCAAAGCUCAAGGCUCGUGUCGAGCGGCAGGAGAGCGGGGCAUCGUCAGAAAAAGAGCAGAUCACCGCACUCGAAGAUAAGCUUGCCCGCGCUGAAGCCGCAGCCGGUAAAGCUCAGCGUGAGCUGCAAGACUUGAAGAAGAACCUCGAGCGGACCACCGAGAAGGCUGUCCGCGAAGGCAGCGAGCGAACUAGCGCCGAGACAAAGGCCAAGACGUUGGAACGCGAACUAGACGAAGCAAACAAGGCAAAGGAGGAACUAGAGAAGAAGGUCGAGGCACUUGACAAGAAAGUUACAACAUUGACUACGCUGCAUAAAGAGCAAGACGCACGAUCGCAAACUCUAAGGAAAGACAAGGAGAAGGCAGAAAGCGAGGCUCAGGAGCUACGGUCCAAGGUUGAAAAGCUGGAGAGCGAAAACGCCAAGCUUGCAAGCCGCAAAUCAACAGAAGGCGGUGGCGGCCUCGAUGACGAAGGCGUUGAUGAGCUCGAGGACGAGGGCAGGCUCAAGCUCGAGAAGAAGAUUCGCAGCCUCGAAGCCGAGAUUCACGAGCUUCGCAGCGGUGCCUGGAUCGAGAGACGGCGCGAGAUGGAAGCCACCAGUCCAGGGUUCGACGACGUAGACCUCUCGGGCAACAACCACCCUCCUGCGCACAAGAAGGGCUCGACGGGUGGCAUUGGUGAUUUUAUUGCACAUGGCCUGAAUGCUCUGGCGGGAGGAGGUGACGAUGAACUGCUGGCUGAUGACGAUGUGGAAUUCGAUGAAGAGGCUUUCAGAAAGGCGCACGAGGAAGAGGCCAAGAGGCGGAUAGAGAGAAUCAAGGAGAUUAAGCGGUCGCUGAAGCAUUGGGAGGGAUGGAGGCUGGACGUUGUGGAUGUGCGGAGAGGCGGAGGGCAAGGGAUUGGAGAUAUAUUUGACAUUUAG